AUUCCUUUAUUAGAAAAUCUUGACGUUCAUAAAGCAACAGUUCUUGCAAGUGAGGAGUCAUAUGAUAAGUCAUUAACAGAAAUGAGUAAACGUAUCAAAGAAACCGAAGCCGAGAAUUUACGUUGCGGUCGUAAACGUCAAAGAGUAGAAGAUCUAGAUAGAUUGAAAACGGACUAUUAUAGGCAAACAUUGGAUACAGAACAAAAUAACCUCAAUUUUAUUCUUUCUAAAGUUUCAACAGUAGUUAGGGCAGAAGUAGAUAUUUAUGAAAGAAUUUCCAGUAAGGGAGUUGCAGACCCAAUAUUAGAAGAAAAUGCAAAUGAACCUUCAGAGAUAUUCACAGUUCUUCCACCAAUUCCAAUUGCUAAUCCAAUUACAGAAUUCUCUAGUGCAACAGCAUCAUUAAUAACGGAUAUGUCAGUCGAGGACAAUUAUAGUAAAGGCGAUCAACAACCAUUAACAAAAAAGUUGGAUGAACAAGAUGAUUUAAACAAUGAAGAUGAAAUACCUCGUGAUGAAUCUUUAGAUAAUGAGAACCCUCACGGUGAAGAGAAUGAACAAUUUAAUAUUUGGUCAGACAAACCUUUAUUAGGACGUUAUUUCAAUCCUUCUCUCAACUCCACUUUUAAAAUUUCAGAUGAUGCGGAAAUAUUACAUGAUAAAGAGUUUACAUAUGAAGCGGAAGAUUGUGGGUCAGAGGGUGAAUUCGUAAACAAUUAUCCUAAGCGUGAAAACACGAAUGAUACACAAAAUUUGGAAUUUUCACGAACAGAUGAUGAAUCCACAUUAUCAAAUACUAAUUCAGCAUAA
This is a messenger RNA of Racocetra fulgida, 810 nucleotides long. The record is from the annotation of a GenBank genome assembly. Lineage: Eukaryota; Fungi; Glomeromycota; Glomeromycetes; Diversisporales; Gigasporaceae.